Messenger RNA from Lodderomyces pseudojiufengensis, 1941 nucleotides. RefSeq names its product tRNA methyltransferase. The coding region runs from base 1 to 1941 and encodes 646 amino acids. Gene Ontology annotation, biological process: tRNA methylation; wybutosine biosynthetic process. The record is from RefSeq and is a predicted model, not a curated record. The transcript has a single exon. Lineage: Eukaryota; Fungi; Ascomycota; Pichiomycetes; Serinales; Debaryomycetaceae. Gene Ontology annotation, molecular function: protein binding; tRNA methyltransferase activity.
AUGAAUCAACAAAAUUUAAAAAAAUCAGAAAAGCUCAAAAGAAAACAAAAAUACAAUGAUCAACAAGUUCAAGGUACAAAUAAUUCAUCAAUAGUUUCAAAAAGAAGUGUUGAAAAAUUAUAUUUUUCUAAACUAGAACCAAAUUUAGGAGAAUGGUUUAAAGAAUUUGUUUUUAAUUCUAAAAGAAGAUCACCUUCUAUAAAUAGAGGUUAUUGGAUAAGAAUGGAAAGUAUUAGAUUGAAUAUUUUAAAAAUUAUCGAACUUCAUAAAAAUCAAAAAAUUAAUAUUAUAAAUUUAGGUUGUGGAUUUGAUCCAUUACCUUUUCAAUUAUUAUCUUCAACCACCAAUGACAAUUUAAAUUUUAUUGAUAUUGAUUAUCCAGAUUUAGUAUAUGAAAAAUUUAAUCAUAUACAAAAUUCAACAAAGAUAAUGGAAUUAAUUGGUGAAUCUAUCCCCAAUGAAUAUAAAUUAAAUUGUUCAAAUUAUAAAUUAAUUGGAUGUGAUUUAAAAGAAACUUCAUCAUAUCAAAAACUAAUAGAUAAGUUAUUCCCAACUAGCAAUAAUAAUGAAGUCAAUAUAUUUAUAGCAGAAGUAUCAUUAGCUUAUAUGGAUCCUAAUUUUGCAAAUCCAAUAAUAGAAAUCUCAUCAAAAGUGUCAAAUUCAAAUUUUUUAAUAUUAGAACAAAUAAUACCAGAUGGUUCCAAAAAUUCAUUUGCUAAAAAAAUGUUAUAUCAUUUUAAUCACUUAAGAAGUCCUAUACAAUGUGUUGAAAAGUAUUCAACUAAAAGAUUACAGUACGAUAGAUUUAAAAAUUUUUAUAAAAAUGUUAAUAUAAAUGAUCUUUUUCAAAAUUGGGAAAAUUUAGUUGAUGAUAUUACAAAAUUUAAAUUAAAUCAAAUUGAAGAAUUUGAUGAAUGGGAAGAAUUUAUAUUAUUUUGUCAACAUUAUUUUGUAAUUCAUGCAAAUAAUGAUUCCAACUCUACUGAAUCGUCAAUACCAAAAGAAGAAAUUGAACUUGAUAAAGAUUCAUCAGUAACUUUUUCAAUUUUUGAAAAUUCAGAUACAUUUGAAUUAAAAUUUCCAGCAAUUGCUAAAUUUAAAGAUAAUAUAAUAAUAAACGGAGGUUUAAAACAAUCAAGAACAAAUGAAACAUUACAAUUAAAUCAACAAGGUAAACUAACUAAGAUAGAUUUAUCUAAUCAACCAACUCCAAGAAUGUGUCAUAGUUUAACUUCAAUUGGAGAUAAAUUAAUUUUAAUUGGUGGAAGAUCAAAACCAAAUGAUAUAAUGAAUGAUAUUUAUGAAUUUGAUGGAGAUCAAUGGAUUAAAUUAAUUGAGUUAGAUGAAGGUCGAUAUAGACAUUCAGUUGUUGUGUUAAAUAAUGAAGAAUUAUUAAUAUUUGGAGGAGCAACCACAGGUGAUCCGUUUAUAAAAUUUAAUAUCAUCACAAAGAAAAUAACAUCAUUAAAAAUUGAAGGUGAGAUUGAAUCAUUAUUUAGUUCAUCAAUGACUUAUAAAAAUGGUAUAGGAUAUAUAUAUGGAGGUUAUUCGGAAGUUCAUCUACCUAAAGUUAAUGAUAAAUUAUAUAAAUUUACAAUUGAAAAAGAUACUAUACAUAUAACACCAAUAUUACAAAAUAAUCUACUAUCAAGAAUAAGUUCAAAAUCAAUAUUACUACCAAACAAUAAAUUAAUAAUAAUUGGAGGUAUAUCAUCAACCAAAAUAUUAACUUCAAAAACAAAUAUAAUUUCAUUAGAUUUAACCACACUAAAUUUUAAAUCUAUUGAAAUUUCUCAAGAGAUAUAUGAAUUACAAUCACCUAUAUUUAUUGGAUUUAGUUGUAUUGAAAAUAGUGAUAAUGAAAGUUUAAUCUUGGGUGGUGGUUGUGUUUGUUAUUCUUUUGGAAGUUGUUAUAAUGGAAUUUAUAAAUUAAAUUAUUAA